Stylonychia lemnae is the source of this 2052-nucleotide messenger RNA. NCBI's taxonomy places the organism in Eukaryota, Ciliophora, Spirotrichea, Sporadotrichida, Oxytrichidae. The record is from the annotation of a GenBank genome assembly.
AUGGGUAGUAUCAACAACAGCAGGACUAUUCCUAAUACAAUCAGUAGCAGUUGCAACAACAGCAGUAUUAUGCACAAAGCUCUUAAUACGGGGUAGACUCAAAUCAGAUGGUGUAUCAAGAAGGCCAAUAUUACCAAACUGCUAAUGAUUAAUAUGGAUACUAAGCCACAGCUGACUAUCAAUAUGGUAUAUCUAAAAUCAAAUGAAUAUUUUAUAGAUCCAAAUUAUCAAAAUUACUAUUACUAGCAGGAAGGAUACUAAUAUGAUUAAACCUAGGCUUAGUUUUAAGAACCUGAGGUUUAGCAACUUGCUCAGGAAGAAAGCAACACUCUAAUGCUGAGCAACAUACCAUCUGAGGUGAAUCAAAAGCAAAUAGAAGCAUUCUUCAAAACUGCUUGCUUAUAAAUGGGAACUUCAAUGUAUGAAAGCGUCAGAAUGAUAGGAGCAUUGAAAAUGGCCUAUGUUGUUUUUCCAACCAUGAAUUCAUCAAGGAUUAUAUAUAAAAUGCUUAAUGGCUCUAUGAGUUUGAAUGGUAAAGAUAAAAUAGAAGUCACUUACACUCCUAAUACAAUGAGAACCGAAAGAUAGGAAGCUACUGAGAGAGCUGGUGGAUAGGCUGCUAUGUUUGGAUAAGGUCUGUCAUUCUAUGACCCUGAAACAAAAUCUUAUAUUACUGGAAACUAGGAGACGAUAGUCCAUGAAGAUUGGCUUUGCGAAAGUAACUAUCAAUGCUAAAAUCGUACCAGUCAUCAAACAAAAGUAAAUAUAACAGCCUACUGCUUUUACAGCAUCACUUCAAGCUGCUCAAUUCUACAACGAGGCUUCUUAAACAGGGGCACCACUACCAGCAGCAUCCUAACUUCCUGUAUUCCAUCAGUAUUCAGCAACUAUUGGACAAAAUUACACAUCUCAAAGUAUAAUUAUAAUAUUUUAUGCUCACUUUUAGAUUUCAAUUAGAAUGCUGCCCCAAUCGCUGGAUAACCUACAUAAACUCUAUAAAAUGCCUAAUUUGAGUUGCCUAAUUCAAGUCUGAUGUUGAUUGAUGCCUUCUAAUAGUUCGCCUAAGUUAAAGAUGUCAGAAUGAUCAAGGAGAAACAUGAUGCACACCACAACAUGUCAUCAUCUGGGCCUUCAUCAGCCCCAUAAAAUAAGGAUUUUGCCUUUGUGGAGUUUUUCUCAGUAGAAGAUGCCACUAUGGUCCUUGAACAGGCAAAACAUGAGAAAUUGAGAAUAAAGGGAUAGCUAGUAUAUCUUUCUUACUCUAAGUUUAAGAGACACGAACAAUAUUUUGAAAGCUUUUUUGACUCCUCCCAAGGCAUAAACAAUGGCAAUACAAUAGCUGGUGGCAAUGCUACUAAAUUAUUCUAGUAAGAAAUAAUACCAGAAGUUGUAAAGUUUGAGCAAGAUAACUAAAAUUCAGCUGUAACUAAUAUAACUAUAAAUAUCAUUUAGAGUUUGAACAAAGUCAGUCUUGGAAGCAUUGAAAAGACUGAUUAAUAAAAAGAAGCAGAAAAUCAAUCAAAUUUGGCUUUAAUUGAGAGAGAAAAAGCAGAGAACUAGCUGAAAAGAUGGGAAAACCAAUAGUAAAAGCUUGAGAAAUUGAAUAAGCAGUUGAUGAGCAUAGACAAGAAUCUAGUCAUCAUGCCAGAUGAGCCAGUUGCUUUUGAAUAAGCUUAGAUUAUAGAAAAUAAAUCAUUAUUACAAGAGGAGCUCAAAGAAGAUUUAAUCAAAGAAAAAUUAAAGAGAGAUGUUAUUAAGCAUUCAACAUAUGAGGUACAUAUUUGCUAGCCUUGCAAGAGAUUGUUCAGAACAUUUAACACAUUGCUCAAGCAUCAAUAAGACUCAUUACUGCAUAUUAAGCUUUCACAAAAGAAAGCAAGAGAUGAGAAUCAACAAAGAAUUAAGGAGAGUAUGAGAAAAGAAUCCCAAUAAGCAGAGGAUAGCAACAUUGAUAAGAUGGCAGAUAGUGCCGGCAAGAGAAAAGAUAGGGAGAGUUUUCAUCAUUAUGAUGAAAAGGAAGACAAGGACAGGAAAAGGCAAAGAACUAAUUGA